ACCUGUGGCCGUGACAUCACGGGGAGGAAGUAAGGCAGGAGGGGGGAAGGGCGGUUGGUGAGAGAGUGCAGAGCUUCCUUCUUACUCUGUGUAGAAAGAAAAGAAUAAAGGGGAGCGCUGAAAAGCAGGAGAACUUCUUCAAAGUGGAGGAAAACAGCUGACAGAGGUUGUAGAGUGGCUGAAUGACUGGAGGAGGUGUGAGAGACCUGGAAGAGGAGAAUUAGAUAAACAAGUUUGUGAAUGCAGCUGUUUGAUGCACGGCAUGUUGGAUUCAGGACAAGCGCAGAAUGAGUUUAAAAAAUGACCCUGAACUUGAGAAGGCGUCUUACAACCUGUACAUUUAUCCUCAGCUCUCUCGAGAGGACUCAAACUGUUGCACUGUUCUGGCCACAAAAGAUUCAUUGGCCUCAGAUGUAAUCAAGAAUGCAGUUGUUGCUCUGGGACUUGAGACUUCCAAAACCUAUGUUCUGGCCGAGGUGAAGGAGUCUGGAGGAGAGGAGUGGGUACUAGAUCCCAAUGACUCCCCUGUCCAAAGAGUUCUUCUCUGGCCACGUAAGGCUUUGGACAGACACCCACAGGCAGAAGGGUACUAUUUUCUUUUACAAGAGAAGAACAAGGAUGGGACCAUUAAGUAUGUCCAUCUGUCCCUUGUUUCAGAAGAGGAAAAAGCCAGGAUGCUUGUGGAGCGGGGCUUUCUCCCUCGCUCUCAAGAGGAUUAUAAUGACUUGUGUAACUUGCCCAAACUAACAGAGUCUGCCAUCUUGGGAAACCUUAAAACCCGUUUCCUAAAGCACAAGAUCUAUACAUAUGCAGGAAGUAUACUUAUAGCCAUCAACCCAUUCAAAUUUUUACCCAUUUAUAAUCCAAAAUAUGUCAAAAUGUAUGACAAUCACCAGUUGGGCAAGCUGGAGCCUCACAUUUUUGCCAUUGCGGAUGUGUCCUACCAUACUAUGUUGAAGAAGAAAGUCAACCAGUGCAUAGUCAUUUCUGGUGAAAGUGGCUCUGGAAAGACACAAAGUACCAAUUUUCUAAUACACUGUUUGACAGCACUGAGUCAGAAAGGAUAUGCUAGUGGUGUUGAGAGGACCAUACUGGGAGCUGGACCUGUUCUUGAGGCUUUUGGAAAUGCCAAAACGGCACACAAUAACAACUCCAGCCGCUUUGGAAAGUUCAUUCAGGUCAAUUACUUGGAGAGUGGCAUUGUGCGUGGAGCUGUGGUGGAAAAAUACCUCCUUGAGAAAUCCCGACUUGUGUCUCAAGAAAAGAAUGAAAGGAAUUAUCAUGUUUUCUACUAUUUGCUUCUGGGGGCUUCAGAAGAGGAAAGGCAAGCCUUCCAGCUCAAUAAGCCUGAAGACUACUUCUACCUCAACCAGCAUAACUUUAAGGUGGAGGAUGGAGAAGAUCUUCGACAUGAUUUUGAAAGGUUGAAGCAAGCAAUGGAAAUGGUUGGAUUCCUCCCAGCUACUAGAAAACAGAUAUUUUCAGUUUUGUCUGCUAUUCUGUAUUUGGGAAAUGUGACUUACAAGAAGAAGGCGACUGGGAGAGAUGAGGGUCUUGAUGUGGGCCCUCCUGAGGUCCUUGAUUGUUUGUCACAGUUGCUUCAGGUUAAGAGAGAAAUGCUUGUUGAAGCACUAACCAAGAGAAAAACUGUUACUGUAAAUGAGAAACUAAUCUUACCUUAUAGCCUCAAUGAGGCUGUCACUGCCCGUGAUUCAAUGGCAAAAUCUCUGUACAGUGCCUUGUUUGAUUGGAUAGUCCUCCGAAUAAACCAUGCUUUGCUCAACAAAAAGGACGUGGAAGAGUCUGUCAGUUGCCUAUCAAUUGGAGUGCUUGAUAUUUUUGGGUUUGAAGAUUUUGAAAACAACAGCUUUGAACAGUUCUGCAUUAAUUAUGCCAAUGAACAGCUACAGUAUUACUUCAAUCAGCAUAUCUUCAAGUUAGAGCAGGAGGAAUACCAAGGUGAAGGCAUUAGCUGGCACAAUAUUGAUUAUACAGACAAUGUUGGUUGCAUACAGUUGAUCAGCAAGAAGCCAACGGGUCUCUUCUACCUGCUGGACGAGGAAAGCAAUUUCCCCCAUGCCACCUACCGCACAUUGCUUGCCAAGUUCAAGCAGCAGCAUGAGGAUAAUAAGUAUUUUGUGGGAACACCUGUCAUGGAGCCUGCAUUCAUCAUUCGUCACUUUGCAGGCAAAGUCAAGUACCAGAUCAAGGAUUUCCGUGAGAAAAAUACAGAUUACAUGAGGCCUGACAUUGUUGCCCUCCUUCGAAGCAGCGACAGUGCCUACAUCCGUGAACUAAUUGGAAUGGACCCAGUGUCUGUCUUCCGAUGGGCUGUAUUGCGAGCUGCAAUUAGAUCCAUGGCUGUACUCAAUGAGGCAGGCAGACAGCAUGCAGAGAAGACAGCAGGUGUGGUACGGAAAGGACCUAGAUUACCUUUAGGAGAGUUGCAGAAGUCAAACACUGCUGUGGAUAAACUAUAUCGAGAGCGACAUUCCCAGGUGAUGAACAGUAUAAAGGGACUCUCCUGGCAGGGCGAUGACCCAGCCAAUGUGCUGCGCACCCUUUCUCUACGCAGGCACUCGCGGCUCCACUUACAGAAAUCUAAAAGUGGCCGCCAAAAGCAGCUGAUUCCAAAGAACCUGCUUGAUUCACAAUCUCUGAAAUUAAUAAUGAACAUGACUCUUCAUGAUCGAACUACAAAGUCUCUCCUUCACUUGCACAAGAAAAAGAAACCACCCAGUAUAAGUGCACAAUUUCAGGCAUCAUUGAACAAGCUUUUAGAAACUCUAGGUAAAGCUGAACCUUUCUUCAUUAGAUGCAUCCGCUCGAAUUCUGAAAAGAUGGAAAUGACCUUUGAUGAAGCUCUGGUACUUCAGCAGCUUCGAUACACAGGAAUGCUGGAGACUGUGCGUAUUCGGAGAUCUGGAUAUAGUGCCAAAUACCCCUAUCAGGAAUUCAAAGACCAAUUUCAGGUACUGCUACCCAAGUCCUCUCCAGAUCUGAAAGCAGACAUCACAUCCCUGCUAAAUAGACUGUACUUUGACCCACAUAACUACCAGCUGGGGAAAACAAAGGUGUUUAUGAAGGAGCCAGAGAGGCAAAAGCUGCAGGACACCCUUCACCAGGCUGUUAUUAAGAAGAUCACCCUGCUGCAGAGUCUAUUUCUCAUGGUUGUUGACAGGAGGAACUUCCUGAGGAUGAAAUCUGCAGCAGCCACUAUACAGGCUUUCUGGAGGUCUUAUCGUGUGCGAUGUGGGUUGGAGGCUAGGAAAAAUGCAGCGGUGUGCAUCCAGGCUGCCUGGAAAAGUUAUGUACAGAGAAAGAUCUAUGUUAAGCAGAUUCAGUUGAUUCAGACAUUGCAGGCAAAUUGCAGAGGAUUCCUACAAAGACAAAGGGUCAAGGUCAUGUUAGAGGAAAAACGGAAAGCAGAAGAAGAGAAGCGAAAGCAGGAAGCUGCUGAAAAGGAGAGGCAAGCCCUGUUAAAGGCUCAAAGGGAAGAACAAAGGAAAAUGGAGGAGGAUAAGGAAGCCAAAAGACAGGCUGAGUUGAAACAAAGUGUAAUAGAGCCAGUGACACCCAGUGCCCCCGAAAAUAAUACUAAUGUGAAACAAACUGAAGCUUUACUAGCUAAAGGGCCAGUAAGGAAAGAAAUAAAUAUUUCCAAAACAACCGAUGGGGAGGAGAGGAUACCAAAUGAGAAUGAGCCCAACAGGACUAUUAAAGAAGAGAGCUUGGGUGGAGACCGCAAUUCCCAAGCACAAAAAGCAAGUGUUGAGGACAAUGCCAUUGCAUUAAAUGUAGAUCCUUGGAUACCCCAGAGCCCCAAAGCUGAAACUAAUUUUUCAGACAGAACCUCUGCCAGGACUGAAAGGGAGAACAGGAGACAGAGGUGUCUGAUGCAUGAUAUGCUGCAAAAUAAACAUAUAUCCACCUCACUGGUUGAGGCUGAAAAGGGGGAAGAUGGUGCUAAAGAACAACUUCAUACUUGCAGUAAAGAUUAUGUAGCUGAGGUACCUCGGGAGGAAAAGUCGGACCAAGAGAAAGAAGUGGCUAAAACAAACAUGACUGAAAAGACAAAUAAUGAUCAAAAUCUAGGGAAACCUUUAAGGCCCUUAAAUCUUCAGUUAAAUAUUCAGCAGGUUUCACAAAAGCAGUUGUCUGAGGAGACAAACAAGCAAAACACACCACAGGAUGCGGAUGCUCCCAGUGUUGGGAUCAUACAGAGGUACAGCGAUCACGAGAAGUUAAAAAACAAAGCAGAAAAGUGGAAAGAAAAAAGGCAAACUGAAACUAACCUGGUUGAAUCGGAAACUACAUGCACACCUGAUAGAGAUGCGGUGCAUCUUCGACAAGACAGCAAGGAAGUGCUACCAAGCAGAGCAAAGGGGAUUGUUGAAACUACACAAGCGUCAACAGAUAUACAGUCUUCCAGCAUUCCUCAGCUACUGCCUCUGUCAGCUGACAAUGAUAAAGAACAAAAUAAGCCUAAUCUUCAGAAAAAGAAAUCCAUUGAAAGCAAGACUCCCCCUGACAGCAGUGCACAGUCCACAGACAAGCAUAGCUACAAGAGCCCUCUGUACAGGCUUCUGGGCAAAAAGCCUGACAAAAAGAACAGCAAAGAUGGCCCACUCACCCCAGAUGGCACAGAACAGCCAUCUUUCCCUCACUCUGCCAAGGAGCCUUUAGCAACAAAACGAUCCCUAGAUGGUGCAGCUGUCGCAGGCCAAACUAGUCGUCCAUCUCCAACAGAGCCAACUACUAAAGUUCGCAGGAAUCGAUCAAUUAAAAUUGGUAAAGCUGCCACCGUGUCUGAAACAUGGAAGGCAUCUUUGUGCCGAGAGAUCACCAAUUCUACUGAACUUAAACACCUUGAUGACUUCUUGUUUGCUAAGAUUAACACCUUACAUCAGGAUAAAACUGCUAUUGAAGGCCUACUCUGCAAAGCAAUGGAAAUGUUCAGAGAUAACCUCAAGUUCAUGUACUCUUCUCCAAAAGGACACAUUCAUGCUGGUUACAAAGAUCUUAUGGAAAAUUUUCAGCUUCUUGUGAACAACCUAAACAGAGAAAGGAAUGAGAAAGAUGUGAAGCUUGUCCUUAACCUCUUCCAGUCUUUCCUGGAUGAGUUUACACGUGGAUACACAAAGAGAGAUGACGGUGAAACACACAAGCAAAGAAAAUCUCAAAAGAAGAAGAGGAAACAGGAUCAUGUGGAAUCCAAUGGACAUGUAUUUGUGAGCUAUCAAGUAACAAUAGGGCAGUCCUGUGAACAUUGCUCUUCAACCAUCUGGCCUAUGGAGAAGGCAUAUCUUUGCAGUGCCUGCAAGACAAUCUGCCACAAGAAAUGUCUAAGUAAGAUUCAGUACCGCUGUGCACCUGCUGGAGUAAAAAGUAACCAGGGCAAUCAUCACUUUGGUGUUCACAUGGCUGACUUAACCGAGGCAACUUCUGUACCUGUUGUUAUGGAGGUGCUUCUUGAGUACCUGGAAAUGCAUGGCUUGUACACAGAGGGUAUCUAUCGUAAAUCUGGAGCAGCCAACUGCAUGCGAGAACUUAAAAUAUCCCUGGAGAAAGACCCCACCUCCGUGCAGCUAGAAAAGUAUGCAAUCCAUGCUAUUACUGGGAUCCUAAAACAGUGGUUACGUGAACUGCCUGAGCCUUUGAUGACAUUCGCGCAAUACAGCGAGUUUCUGAAAGCCGUGGAAUUGCCAGGGAAGCAAGAACAGCUUUGCACCAUUUAUAAAGUCCUCGGACAGCUUCCACAAGCGAAUUACAAUUCCUUGGAGAGACUCAUUUUUCACCUUGUCAAGGUUUCUCUCUUGGAAGAUGUAAAUCGCAUGUCCCCAAAUUCUUUGGCAAUAGUGUUUGCGCCCUGCCUGCUUCGCUGCCCAGAUAAUUAUGACCCUUUGACGAGCAUGAAAGAGGUGUCAAAAGCUACUGUAUGUGUGGAGAUGUUAAUCAAAGAACAGCUAAGACAAUAUAAAAUCAAAAUGCAGGAAAUUGGUCUUCUUGAAGCAGCAGAGACACGUGCAGUAUGCAGGCUCUCCCUUCUGAGGCAAAGCACAACAUGGCCUGGUCAUUUAGGAUUUAUUUCUCCUAUUGAUGGCUUCCUGAACAAGAGCCCAUCUCCCAGUGGAAAUGGUUUACCUGAUCUGGUGGCAGUACAAGAGGAGCAAUUGGCAGACCCUGACUUAGCCCAAGAAUCAGAGUUCCUGAUAGAAAGGAUACAAUCUAUCAAGGAUGAGAAAGAGGACAUUACUUACCGGCUACCGGAGCUUGAACCUCGUGGAUCAGAUGAAGAGAAUAUGGACUCUGAAACUUCAAAUAGCACUGAGAGCUUAUUGGAUGAUAGACCAGUUCAUACAGUAAAGGAAGCAACAUGUGUGGCAGACUCUGCUGUUAAGCUGCAACCAGUUGAAAAUCCCAAACUUCUUUCAUCCAAAGCACCUCUCUUCACUUUGUCUGUGCCUCCAACAACUGUCAAGCGAAGACCAUCCUCGUUUCUUGCAAAAAUGAGGGGUCCUAGGCGUAGCCCUGUAAUGCCGAAUGCCAACAUAAAAUUGCCUCCUGGUUUAACCAAGGCAGUAGACUAUUCUGAGGAAUCCAGUAAUAUUCGGAGGAGGGAACAGCCUGGGAGGAGAACAGACAGUAUCCAGUCUGUCUAUAUCCCUGAAGGAACAGAGCUGGGGGCCACACAGGGACCUUUAGAAUAUGAACCCACUGCCAAACUUAAACGGCGCUUUUCAGACCCUCACCUCCAGAUUCCCUGCUCAGAGGAGUCCAACCUCUAAAACCUCUUCUGAUCAACAAUACAAGAUGUACUGUAUGAACGUCAUGUUUUAUAAUGGACAAGCAUGUUUCUUGAACCAGAGGUGUGGAAUUAUUUGAGCUUGUAUGCCAGUAGGCACGGCAAAAGAUUACGUGAGAUAUUUAAAGUGUUUGCCUAUCUUUUUGAGGAUUCUGUAUUAAGAUGAAUGUAUAAAGUGUGUGUAAGGAGUGAGUGUUACCCUCCCUACAGUAUUGUAGGUUAUUCGGAUGCAAUCCUUUCAUUCCAAUUUUGUUAUACAAUAGGACCAAAGGUGAGAUUUUGCCUUGUUACAGUAAUAUUUUUUAAACAUAUAUUACAUUAGCAUUUUUUUAAA
Molecule: messenger RNA, 7139 nt
Organism: Rana temporaria (common frog)
Lineage: Eukaryota; Metazoa; Chordata; Amphibia; Anura; Ranidae
Gene: MYO9B
Product: myosin IXB
Exons: 41
Coding region: 288-6788 (2166 amino acids)
Biological process (GO): intracellular signal transduction
Cellular component (GO): myosin complex
Molecular function (GO): microfilament motor activity; protein binding; GTPase activator activity
Source: RefSeq, a predicted model, not a curated record